GAGGUUUUCAAGAUGGCUGCGCCCUUGGAUAAAGUCAUGUGCGCUGUUAGCAGUCAAGUACUUCGGUGUUUAAGACGAUGUCAGCCCGUUGGUGCACAGUUAAGAUCAACAGUUUUCAACAGCACACCUACAUUGCAAGCUGCCUUCUAUUCUUCAAGUGAGCAAGAGGAGAAAGAUCCAUUUAAAGUCUUUUUGAAUCAUGACAUCCAGAGACUGCUCAGAAGAAUCACUGGUUUUGAUAUUAUGAAGAUCACUCAACCUCGACCCACACCUCUCUCCAAACCGAAGUAUAAGCUUUUGACAGAUGAAGAAUUGGAGCAGAUAGGAGAGAAGGCACUGAGACGAGCCAAGCAGCGGCUACAGAUGCCCCCCUACAUGAGGGUGAGACUGCCCAUCACGGAAGUGUUGACCCACGAUCCAGAUCUGGAGGGGCUGGAGACGUCCAAACUGGUGUUCACAGACAUCACCUUUGGUGUGUCAGACAGGAGCCGUUUGAUUGUUGUCCGCGAUCCAAGCGGAACUUUGAGAAAGGCAUCAUGGGAAGAACGAGACAAGAUCAACCAGAUCUACAACCCCCGGGAAGGCAGGAUGCUGGUGAUGCCACAGAUGUUUCUGGAGAAAAACCUGGAGAAUUUAUUGAACAGGAAGAAAUACGCCUACAUACUGGACAAGGCAUGUGUUCAGUUUGAGCCUGAUCACCCGGACUACAUUAGGAUCACUCACAGGUGUUACCAGUCUGUCCACGAUCAACGAGAUUAUGAUGAUCUUCGAUCAACAAGGCAUUUCGGACCCAUGGCAUUCCAUUUAGUCUGGAACAAACAGAUAGACUACCUACUGAUUGACAUGCUGCUGAGGAGCCUAGCUCAUGAUGCAGCUUACUUGGUCAACAUUUACCACCAAGUACAUCAACACUCCGUGUCUGCGGAAUACUGCAGAGAGAGUCGUUUAGAAGGCAUUGAUGUGAUUAAGGCAUACUGUGAGCAUGAUUGUAAGCACAAGGCGGAGCUGGAACUGGCUGUCCAGAGUGUGGACCCAGAAAAGGCCAAGGCAGCCAAGGCGGAGGCCAUCAGGAGGUUCACCACCCUGUACCCAACAAGUAAACCUGACACUGCCUCACCCCACCCUCAGUGAAACAGCACCACAACACUUGAUGUGGAUAACUGUGUAACAGAGCUACAGUAUUCAGCUACUAUGUGGAGUGUACCUUUCAUCUGUGCCAAGUUGACUCCUCUACAGUCUAGUAGCUGUGUCUAGACUGCCGAAUUGGUGCCUGUGGCCACUUGCUCCUAAUUGGUUCUGAUAAGGUUCCUGUGUAAAUCUAAGACAAGAAGAUUUACAUGUAUACAAAUGGAUAACCAACUUCAUAAAGACAGCCAAAGAUUUGAGUGGAGAUCAUUCCAAUGAUUUGGAUGUUUCCAUGGUUACAAAAGACAAUCUUGCCCAUAGUGAUUGUACAUGCCUGUGUGUGUUUCAUGAAAAGGAACAUGUUGGAUCAUCUGUUCUUUGCAAUCUCAUUAAUGUUUUGGCUCCGUUCCAUGUAUGUUAAAUGGGGCCCUAUUUUACUCAAAUUCGAUACCUCAGCUGUCCAAAGAUUCUGGAUAAGUGCUGUAUGUAAAUGUAUGAUAUAAUAUAAUAAGAAUAGAACCGAAUAUUUGCUGUAAUUUUGAACAUUGCUGUCAGACUGAAAACAACAUUCAUUCACUCACUGGGACAGAGUGGAUCCUCUUGCGACCAAGCGAUCUUGGCUCCACGACUGUCGUAACUCACAUUCUGUUACAUUGGCUUAUGGAACAUGUACCUCAAAGAUCGCUUUGUGGGUGAGGGUCUGGUCGGAAAAUAUCUGUGCAGUGUGGAUCGUACUUUGAUACCUUAAUGUAAGAAGAUGACAAAGUGAGACAUUUAUCCAUCUUCCCUAGGCAAGGACUGCAAAAGUCCAUUUUCCACCCUUGCCGAACUAGACUGGAAUUUCAGGGCUCAAUCGUAGCGCGACCAGUGGCUAUUACGAGUUACGUCCCUUCUAUGUCCCGACU
Messenger RNA from Haliotis rufescens (red abalone), 2030 nucleotides. RefSeq names its product 28S ribosomal protein S22, mitochondrial-like. Lineage: Eukaryota; Metazoa; Mollusca; Gastropoda; Lepetellida; Haliotidae. Gene Ontology annotation, cellular component: mitochondrial small ribosomal subunit. Bases 13 to 1131 code for a protein of 372 amino acids. Gene Ontology annotation, molecular function: structural constituent of ribosome. The transcript has 8 exons. The record is from RefSeq and is a predicted model, not a curated record.